CAAUGGCUGAGGCGAUCCCUUUCCGCUCGGGACUACAGUUCUCCUCCCGCCCGCCCUGCUGACGAGUGCUAUUCCCCGCCCUUUGGUCCGCCCGCUGCUUCAGGAUUCCCCCCCGAGAUCAACAGCUAUGGCUCCAUCAACUCCGGGCCCAGUCCAGAUUGUUAUAGUAAAGAAGGAUGAUCAUUCAUUUCAGUUGGAUGAAGAGGCUUUGGCUUCUGUUCUUCUUCAGGACCACAUUCGAGAUCUGGAUGUAGUUGUUGUAUCCGUGGCUGGUGCUUUUCGUAAAGGAAAGUUGCUAAUUUGCCUACAAACGUCAGGUGGUCAUAAUAAUCUGGCCACUCAGAACUGGCUAGGAGAGGAUGAUGAACCUCUCACAGGAUUUUCUUGGAAAGGAGGAUCUGAGCCUGAUACCACUGGUAUUCAAAUCUGGAAUGAAGUUUUUACCAUGAUGAAACCGGAUGGGAAAGAGGUUGCUGUUAUCAUAAUGGACACCCAGGGAGCAUUUGAUAGUCAGUCCACAGUUAAGGAUUGUGCCACUAUUUUUGCUCUCAGCACCAUGACAAGCUCCAUUCAGAUCUACAAUUUAUCCCAAAAUAUACAAGAGGAUGAUCUACAACAGCUGCAGCUUUUUACGGAAUAUGGACGACUGGCUAUGGAUGAGAUCUUCUUGAAGCCCUUUCAAACCCUGAUGUUUUUGGUUAGAGAUUGGAGCUUUCCUUAUGAAUAUCCCUAUGGAGCAGAAGGUGGUGCAAAGUUUCUGGAGAAGAGGUUGCGGGUAAAAGAACAUCAACAUGAAGAGAUCCAGAAUGUACGCAAACACAUUCACUCCUGCUUCACCAAUGUCAGCAGCUUCCUUCUUCCACAUCCCGGGCUCAAAGUGGCAACCAGUCCUCAGUUUGAUGGCCGCCUGAAAGACAUUGCUCCUGAGUUUAUAGAGCAGCUGAGUGCCCUGGUGCCACUCGUCCUUGAACCUAGAAGCCUUAUGGAGAAAGAGAUAAAUGGCGCAAAGGUGACUUGCCGAGGCCUGCUUGAAUAUUUCAAGGCUUACAUAAAAAUAUACCAAGGAGAAGAUUUACCACAUCCCAAAUCUAUGCUGCAGGCAACUGCUGAGGCCAAUAACCUGACAGCUGUGGCUUCUGCCAAAGACUUGUACAACAGCAGCAUGGAGAAGAUUUGUGGUGGUGAAAAGCCUUACGUGUCACCAGAUGUCCUGCGAGAUAGAGAUGCUGCCUGCAGAGACGAGGCCCUGACUCAGUUUGACCGUGCCAAGAAGAUGGGAGGAGUGGAGUUCAGCCGGCAAUACAGAGAAGAGUUGGAGAAGGACCUUGAUGGGGUGUACACUGCUUUCUGCAAGCAUAAUGAGAGCAAGAAUAUCUUCACAGCCUUCCGUACUCCAGCUGUACUUCUAGCCCUGGUGGCUGCACUAUACACGGUUUCUGGUAUCACAGGAUUCGUGGGUUUAGACAUAGUGGCCCAACUGUUUAACUGUGCAAUGGGGCUACUGCUCAUUGCACUCCUUACGUGGGGCUACAUCAAAUACUCUGGACAGUACAGAGACCUUGGCAAAGUUAUUGAUUCCAGUGCGGAUUAUGUUCUUGAACAGGCUACAAACCGUAUGGGUAACUCUACCCGCCGUGCCACAGAAUCUGCCAUCGGUGCCCCACCUGAGAGGAAAAAGCAGAAGUAACAGCACAGUGAACUGCACCCAGCACAAGCCACCGUCUUAAACCACAGCGAUUCCAGAAAUGCCACCUAUUUGUACACAAUAUCAGACUCUACUCUUUCCAAACCAAGAUUGCACCAACCUUACACAUUUCCAUUGCCAUAUUAAGUGGACCAGCUGCAUCUUGUCAUUGGCAUAGUGCGCCAUGAUGUCUGGUCUGUAUUACAUGUUCUGCACUUUAAAUCCACAGCUACUCUAAAAGCUGUUUUUGCCUUCACAGGAAAACAAAAGUAUUUUUAUAGGCAGAGUCAAAGCAACAAAUACAUGUCUUUUUUACUUUAAGAAAUUGUAUUAUUGGGGAUUUACGUCUAACGUGGCUUAAUUUUGUCAAUGUAUCAGUGUAAACUUGUAAAAGAGAAGUAACCCUGAGUCUGUGGUGUUACUAUUGUACUUUAAAGCAGAACUACAGUCUGAUUAGAACCUCCUACUACCCUGCCCACCCCAUCCACUUAAAGU
Messenger RNA from Nanorana parkeri, 2179 nucleotides. It is a transcript of the gene ATL3, whose product is annotated as atlastin GTPase 3. Gene Ontology annotation, molecular function: GTPase activity; GTP binding. The record is from RefSeq and is a predicted model, not a curated record. Lineage: Eukaryota; Metazoa; Chordata; Amphibia; Anura; Dicroglossidae. Gene Ontology annotation, biological process: protein homooligomerization; endoplasmic reticulum organization. The coding region runs from base 128 to 1687 and encodes 519 amino acids. The transcript has 13 exons.